GCUGCACUUGAACGCAUCAUUUUGCUUCCUCUUGCGCGUCUCGAAACAAAAACAAGCAGAGAGAUCUGAUCACAUGUAGUCCGACCAGCAGCAGCAGCACAACAAGAGGAGGAGGAAGGAAGCAGUCAGUCAGAGUCAACACUCCUCCAGCUCCUCUCCCCGGCUCCUCCAGCUGCUCUCCCCGGCUCCAGAGCGCUGUGUCCCGGCCGCUCAGAGCUCCUCUCAUGGUUCACAUGGUUCUCCUCCGGAACAUCUCCAUCGCUCUGACCGCCGCCGUGGCUGCUCUGGGAUCCGCUCUCUUCAUCGCCUUGAACUUCUUCUACAAGAGGCGGAUAUGGUCUCCACAGGCGGAGUACUGCACCAUCAAAGAGGAGGAGGAGGAGCGCGGGAAGCGUCAGGUCCUGGUCCUCGGUCUGGACGGAGCCGGGAAGAGCAGCAUGUUGCAGGGUUUGACUCCCGGCGGCGAGUCGGCGGCUAAGAGAGGCCGCUGCCGGCCCACCCGCGGCUUCAACUUCAUGAGCCUCAGUGCCCCCGCCUGCCAGCUCGACUUCCUGGAGAUCGGUGGCGGUGAGGACCUGCGACGGUACUGGUCGGACUACCUGAGAAAGACUCACGUUCUGGUGUACGUGGUGGAUUCCUCCGACAGGAGCCGCCUCCCAUUGGCCAAGGCUGAGCUGCACCGCCUGCUGAGGGUGGAGCCCCAGCUGCCCGUGGUCGUCCUGGGAAACAAGCAGGAUAAGCCCAACGCUGUGAGCGUGUCGGAGCUGCAUCAGGCCUUGUCUCUGGGCUCCGUGACCGAGGACAGGAAGCUGUUCCUCUUGGCUGCCCAGCUGGGCUCUGAUGGGGCCCUGAGGAACUCCUGCCGCGGCCUGGACAAAUUCCAGGACCUCCUGCUCCAGCUCGUCUGAUCUCAUCCCUCCUCCUCCUCCUCCUCUUCCUCCCGGAGCAGAGGAGAUGGAGGGAUGGAAACAAAAGGGAUGGCUUAAAGCAAUCUUCCUCCUCCUCUUCCUCCUCAUUGUUUAAGCCGCCCUGGCUUUAUUUGAGGCAGAGGAGGAGGAGGAGGAGGAGAUGACGAAGGCUGCGGGAACUGAGGCAGAGAAAUCACUGAACAAGACGCCAACAUGGAGCCUUGCAGUACCUCCUCGUCUUCCUCCUCGUCUUCCUCCGCCUCAGUUUGUUUUAGAAAAUCCUUCAGCUCAUCCCAUCUUUUCCUCCGACUCGACUCGUCCUACUCACCGGAGGACAAGGAGGUGCAGAGCGAGGAGGACAGAAGGAGGAAGGUCUGCUCACGGAGUCUGUGACUCAGGACCACAGCGUCCACCUCCUGCCAAUGAUUCAGACUCCGGACGCCACUCUGAAUGUCAAACUGUGACUGUUUAUUUAAGCAUGUAGAUUAUUCUGUAUAUAAACUGAAAUAUGUAAAGUCUGUUGAUGCGUUUACAGAUUUCGUUGAUGUUUUCUGAAAAAAGCUUUUUUUGUGUGUGUGACCAGAGAAGUCAGUCAGCAGAGCAGAACAGGUAAUAUUCAGGGUUGCCAGGUUGGGCGGCCCCCCGGGGGACUAAUGCUGCACCAGCUCAGUGAACUCAUCGACUCCGUGUUUGACUCCUACGCUUGUAUAGGCUUCUCUGAGAUCUGGGGGAAGAAUUUCACGAGGGAAUUUAAAGGGAGCUUUUGAAAAGCAGUUUUAUUUUUCUUGUCAAAAUUCUUGUUUCGUUUAAAAGGUGCAGAGUGUAGGAUCUGGCGGCAUCUAGAAAAUAGGAAUGUCCCUAUCUCGAUACAGGGGUUUGGUUUGUCCGUUCUGGGCUACUGUAGAAAC
Molecule: messenger RNA, 1816 nt
Organism: Sebastes umbrosus (honeycomb rockfish)
Lineage: Eukaryota; Metazoa; Chordata; Actinopteri; Perciformes; Sebastidae
Gene: arl10
Product: ADP-ribosylation factor-like 10
Exons: 4
Coding region: 225-908 (227 amino acids)
Molecular function (GO): GTPase activity; GTP binding
Source: RefSeq, a predicted model, not a curated record